This is a messenger RNA of Miscanthus lutarioriparius, 321 nucleotides long. The record is from the annotation of a GenBank genome assembly. NCBI's taxonomy places the organism in Eukaryota, Viridiplantae, Streptophyta, Magnoliopsida, Poales, Poaceae.
AUGCCUGAAGAUCAAGCCAAGAAUGAAGGUGACCUCUCUAGGGCGUUCAAUGAGGGCAAUAUACUCUGUCCUACUACUCUUGAUCAACUCUCGGAGCAUCUUCGCAAGGAUGUGGAGGCAAAGAACACUACUAAUGUAGCAACAGCAUUAGGAGCAUGCUCAUUCAAGACUCGUUCAAGUAACGUGGCUGAACAAGACAAGCAAGUCAACAUCCAAGUCUUCACCUUCGAUGGAACAUUAAAGGUAAAUCCACUUCCAAGUGAGCCUCCAUCCGGUCUAUUUACUCCAGAAGAACAACUUAAGUGGAUGGAUGAAAAAUAA